GUUCAAGGUCGUUGGGUUGUGGAGACGCGUCGUCAAUCCCAAUUCUUGUGAUGCAUUCGAAAUUUGACGCUACCAGCUUCUAAUUUCGAUUGUCAGUUUGCCUUAAUCCCAUGAUUGUGCUACUACUGAUUGUUGUCGAUUGUUUUCUCUAUUAAAAGUAGGUGAAUUCUAUGUACUUACUGAGUCGUCGGCUCACAUUUGCUCUUGUUCUUCCCUAUUCCAAAUGACCUCUCAUACUGCUCUUGAAACUCCUCUAGCACACAAGGUACCAUUAAGCUGUACACAAACUUGCCAAAGACAGGAGUUACAGCUAUGUGGCUAUUAAGUCUUCAAUUUUUCGACUCAGUUUCGCUUUCCAGAUUCUCUGUUUAAAGCUUGCGCGAUUACUGAUUAUUGCCGACUACUGUCCUUAUUAAAUACAGGUGCAAUUUUUGCCCUUUCUGGGUCAUCAUUUCGCCUCUUUUGUCCUCUUUUCGAGCCCCCACUAACGCUACUCUGCAUGCUCCCCUAGUACACAAGAUACCUGGCUAUAUUUGAGCUGUAACAGCUUUUUCCUGUGGUUCGGUGAGGACCACCCAUCGCCUUUAAAUAUGUACCAAUCUGGCUUACUUAUUUUAUCACCUCAUGUGGGCUCCCAAAAGUUGUCAUCCUUAUUGAAAUAUGUUAACAAUAUUGUGAAUAAAAAGUUGUUUUUAUCAAUCCCACAAAGUCCUUCCGAUUUCAUAUUUUGGAAAAAUAUGGCUACGUUGUGUUACAAAACUGCAUGUAAGGUUUGCCCAUCGCUAAAUGUUUGUCUUCUUCUUCCUACAAGUAAACACAUUAAACCUUCAGUAAAGUUUGAUAUUGUGAUUUCAUCAGAAUCUGAAUUUAGUCGUGUCUGGAUUUUAAAUGAAGCUCACAAUAUUGAUCCCCUUUAUGGUGACGAUGUUAUAUACACUACCCAAGAUAAUUUGGAGUCAGAUCCAUCAAUUUCUGAUGACCAGAUUACUAGUAUAUUAUCAGACAAAUCGUAUGACGAUGUCUCCCGUGUAUGUCUUGGCGGCACUUUUGAUCGGUUUCACUAUGGACACAAAAUUCUGCUUACUGUUGGUGCUUUAUUGGCUAAAGAAUAUUUACUUGUUGGUGUAACAUGCUCUGAUUUACUUCCAAACAAAUGCCUUAGUCCAUUAAUAUUUUCGUGGGAGAAACGUGUUAAAAAUGUUCAAACUUUUCUCAAUGAUAUAGGCAUACAAUCUAAAGCUAUGGGAAUUGUUAAAUUAUUCGAUAAAUUUGGUCCAACUAUACGUUCUGCAGACUUUGACUGUAUUGUAGCCAGUCCUGAUUCUUUAGAUAAUUGUACAAAACUGAAUGAAUUACGAUGUGCAAGUGGAUUUAAGCCGUUAAAAAUUGAAAUAAUCGAUUUCAUAUAUGUAGAUAAGAUCUCCAAUGGACUCCAGGCAUAUCCUAUUGAAUUGUCGGAUUGUAAGUUAUGUUCUUCAAAACGUCGAUUUGAUGAACUUGGUAGUCUGUUAAAACCUGUUAAUAACGUAACUGUAAAUAGUUCUCCAUGUAGUCCAUAUUUAAUUGGCUUAACAGGACCAUCUGGUUCGGGUAAAUCAUCAUUGGCCAAACGACUUGAACAUUUAAGCGAUCAAAUUCAUGUAAUCGAUUGUGAUCGUCUCGGUCAUGAAGCAUAUACUCCUGGUACACCUUGUCACCAAGCACUUUUGUCUCAUUUUGGACGAGAAAAAAUUGCUUCUCCAGAACCACCCUAUCCAAUAGAUAGACGUUUAUUGGGAAAUUUGGUUUUUUCUGAUCCUGCUCAACUGAAAAAUCUAAAUUCAAUAGUUUGGCCUGAAAUAUUUAAAAAGAUUCUAACAAUUGUUAAAGAUAUAGAAUGUAAGGCUUUAGCACAAGAUCGGAAUCCUAAACGUCCAGUUAUUAUAUUGGAUGCUGCUGUGCUUUUACAGGCUAAGUGGGAUGAAAUUUGCCAUGAGGUAUGGUUAACAGUUUUACCUCAUACAGAAGCUCAGCGUCGUCUGUGUGAGAGAAACAAUCUAAGUCCAGAGGCAGCAUCAGAACGUCUUUCACGGCAAGCCUCCUCUGUUGCUGAGGUGACAGGUGGAUACACUUGGUUUGAAGCAGGUCAAUAUUGUUCUGGGAAAAGUCCUCUCGACUAUGCACAUGUAAUUCUAAGUACAGAAUGGGAUCCAGAAUGUUCACAGUAUCAAGUUGAAAAAUCCUGGCAAGCGUUACAACAAAGGCUAUAGUUAAUUAACUAUCAACAAUUCAUUGAGUGCUUGCCGCCGCUAAUUUGACACUGUAUUUAGUUGGCUGAAUUGUUUGUAAUAAAUCUCACUUAUGAGACACAAAGAAACAAACAUGGUAUUAUUAACCAGUUUUAUUUUUGUCUUAAUUUUUGCUAUUAGUCGAUAUUUCUAUGACAGUGCAUAAUAAACUAUUAUUAUUUUUCAA
This is a messenger RNA of Schistosoma turkestanicum, 2454 nucleotides long. Lineage: Eukaryota; Metazoa; Platyhelminthes; Trematoda; Strigeidida; Schistosomatidae. The record is from the annotation of a GenBank genome assembly.